Messenger RNA from Schistocerca cancellata (South American locust), 821 nucleotides. RefSeq names its product dolichol-phosphate mannosyltransferase subunit 3 (gene Dpm3). Lineage: Eukaryota; Metazoa; Arthropoda; Insecta; Orthoptera; Acrididae. The transcript has 3 exons. Bases 389 to 679 code for a protein of 96 amino acids. Gene Ontology annotation, cellular component: endoplasmic reticulum membrane; dolichol-phosphate-mannose synthase complex. The record is from RefSeq and is a predicted model, not a curated record. Gene Ontology annotation, biological process: GPI anchor biosynthetic process.
UUAUAUGUGUUAGUCCAUUUACUUGUGAUGCCUAAAAAGUUUGUAUGCUAGAAGCCAAUAAAAAAGGAAAAUAAUAGACUGUGGUAUCUCUGAAUUGAAUAUUGAGUACUAUAAACAUCGUUGGUUAACGUGUUAUGUUGACAACGUGUUGAUUGGAAUGUGUGUGGAAUGUUAUGGGUUGUAUGUUGACGUUGUCAUGUGUAGCGAUUUCCUUACUGCUGGGGCUUCAUUGUGCUGACUUCAGUGACGAUUUUCUGGCUAUAUUUCAGUGUAAUGUAUCAUUGUUUGAAAAGGAAAACGAUAAAUUAUAAAGCGAGUUGAUAAUUGUGUAUUCCGGUCUCGAAAUCGUAGUGUGGGUGUAACAAGACUAUUUCUUGCAGACGUUAAAAUGACUAAGCUUAUGGAGUGGCUUUUAGGCGUGAGCCUUUUCGCGAGCAUAUGGAUUGCCCUCGUAACUCGUCAAGUCCACUCGAGAUUACUUGACGAAUGGAUGUUUCUCAUCAAACCACUUCCACUAAUCGUCUUGAUACUGUUUGGUCUUUACUCCAUAGCUGUAAUAUUGUGGAGGGUCUACAACUUCAACAAUUGUGAGGACGCAGCGAAAGAAUUACAGAUGGAAAUCCAAGAAGCCAAAGAUGAUCUCAAGAAGAAAGGUUUUGUGUUUGAUUCUGACAGAUGAGAGAGUGUUUUAUCAAGCUUGUACAUUAUUGUACUGCUGAUUUAUACAUACCAUUCCCUUUUUGAAAUUGUAAGACUGCAUGUAUAUUGAGAAAUUAUUUUUUGUUUAACUUCUGAAAUAUAUAUUAAUAUAUGUAUAUUUA